CAACGUUUAUGUAUCGCCGAGGACUUCGUGUUCGUCCCAAGUCUAAGGAAGAGGUGCUCCAAGUAUUACUCGCACUAAGCAAGGAAAUGUGAGGCUGCCAAUGGGCAUGGGCUCAACGCGCGAUAACUUGGUCACUCGCCCGUCUGUCAGCAGCACAACUACCGAUAUUUCGGGUCCACCAGGUAAAGGGUGUGAGGUCAACAGAUGGAAUCCGGCAGCCGUCGGUACUGGAACGGACGAGAGAAGGAUCCUUUCAGACACACUCGAGAAGCGAGCGACUCGGUGGAGGACCUGAAGCCACGGCCGCGGCACAGCACAGCACAGGACGGUCGAUCAACUAAAUCGAACGAUGUCCAAGGUAGUCAAGACAAGGGGGGGUGGACAGGGGGAGCAUCGAGGCAAGGAGGAUCGGUCGAGGCAAUGGUACUCGUAAUAUGUCAACGGCAGAUACUAUGGACAGGCGUUGGUUGUUCUGGUUUUGAGAUGAGUCGGCUACCUAUCAACCCGACUCACCGGGACAUCAAGCUUAUUAUAUAUGCCAGGCGCAUCUGCGAGUCAAAAGCAAAAAAGACUGGGUCAAGCGUGUCUCUCGCCUGCUCUCUCUUCAAGCCCCUCUUGUUCAUGUCAAGAACAUCUCUCGUCUAUCAGCUCCGAAACCUUUGUGGCAAGAGCAUGCUCGAUAAAGAGUACUCCAAGGCGUGCGAUAGCGGCGAGGGCGUGAGCGUAGGUUUUCAGGUGUACGAGAGAUACUUACAUACCGAGUAUUCAUCCAUGUUAGUGGUGUAGGUGCGGGUGCGGAUGACGGCGUCUUCGGAUUGGGAGUAGAUGGUGUGUGGUCAACACCACGCCUCUUUGGCAAUGGCAUCCUGGCAGUACUCAUCACACGGCACCAAUCUCGGUGGCCAGCCAUGUACCAGCGCUAGCUGGCCAGAAUUGCCAUUGUACUCAGAUAUUUUGACAUGCCGCUAGCCGGAGCAUGAGCCCGUUGCGAGUUUGGUGGUGAGGCGUUGGUUUCUAGACCAAGACACAGCGAGGCGAGAAGACCAGCUCCAGUUGAGCUACUACAACUAGUCUCAAAGAUAGAUUGAAGACUAAUGCUCAAGCGUUGACCAGUUCAAGGGUU
Molecule: messenger RNA, 1123 nt
Organism: Trichoderma asperellum CBS 433.97
Lineage: Eukaryota; Fungi; Ascomycota; Sordariomycetes; Hypocreales; Hypocreaceae
Source: RefSeq, a predicted model, not a curated record